Messenger RNA from Blepharisma stoltei, 629 nucleotides. Lineage: Eukaryota; Ciliophora; Heterotrichea; Heterotrichida; Blepharismidae. The record is from the annotation of a GenBank genome assembly.
AUGGCCUGGGAGAAUUGUAUAAAUCCUGAGAUUCUGCAACUCUUUCUAGAAAUAAAGCUGAUGAUUAGCUCUAUCCCCAUGCCCCAAGCUGAAUAUUAUUGUAAUAAAAAAAAUUUAAUGGGAAUAUUUUGAUUUCUGGAUAAAAUUUUGUUAUAUUCUAUUGAUAGUGAGUCUUUUUCAAUAUAUCCGCUUACUUUGCAGAGUGCAAAAGAAAGAUUUAUUUAUAAAAGUGAGAUGAAAGAUGGAUAUUUGGAAAGAAUAGCAGACUCAAUAGUCCUUAAUUACUCCUCCUUGCCAAUUAUAUUAUUAUAUAUAAUGAAAUGGAUUAUUAGAUUUGGCAGUUCAACUGAAAUGAUAUAAUUAUUAAUUUCUUUUCUUUAUUUUAGAAUUGGGAAGUUGAAAGUCCUCUAUGGAGCCAUAAUCUUUUAAUAUAUCAAUAAUACUAUUUAAAUUAAUGAAUUAUAAAUAUAAUUACAACAUUUAAUAUUAAAAUCUUAAAGUAUAUGUUUUAUUAAUUUUUUCAAAUAAUCUAUUUCACUAAAAUUAAAUCUCCGACAAUUAAUAGGAAAAUUAUUUGAGAAAAAUAAUGUUUUUUAAUGAUUUACCAAGCUUAGGAUGAAUAAAGUUAA